AGCAUGAUAGAAUUUUUUCUUCUGGGACUUAGUGAUGAUCCAGCUCUACAGUCUUUCAUCUUCAGCCUCUUCCUGUCCAUAUACCUGGUCACCAUCCUAGGAAACUGCCUCAUCAUUCUGGCUGUGAGAUCUGACUCCCAACUCCACAAACCCAUGUACUUCUUUCUUUCCAACUUAUCCUUUAAUGAUAUGUGUUUAAUCACAACCACAAUCCCAAAGAUGCUGAUCAAUAUCCAAACACAGGAUCCAAGAAUUGCUUACACAGGCUGUCUUUCUCAGGUCUGCCUUGUGCUAAAUUUUGCUGGUAUAGAAAAUUGUCUCCUUACAGUGAUGGCCUAUGAUCGCUAUGUGGCCAUCUGUCACCCUCUGAAUUACACAGUUAUUAUGAAUCAUCAAUUUUGUGUAAAGUUGGUUCUGUUGUCUCUGUUUAUUAGCAUUGUGCAUGCUUUAAUCCAUACUCUGAUGAUAUCUCUCCUGUCCUUCUGCACCCAAACAGAUAUCCCCCAUUUCUUCUGUGAACUGGCUCAGAUCAUCAAGCUAGCAUGUUCUGAUAACUUCAAUAAUUAUCUACUCUUAUAUACAAUGUCUGUUCUAUUUUUUGGUGUGCCUGUCUUUGGGAUCAUUUUGUCUUAUAUUCACAUUGUGUCCUCUGUUUUGAAAAUGUCAUCACUAGGAGGGAAGUACAAAGCCUUUUCGACUUGUGGGUCUCACUUGUCAGUGGUGUCCUUGUUCUAUGGGACAGGUUUUUCAGUCCAUCUUAGCUCUGCAUUUACUAAUUCUCCUAGGAAGACUGUGGUGGCUUCUGUGAUGUACACUGUAGUCACUCAGAUGCUGAACCCAUUUAUCUAUAGCCUGAGGAACAGGGAAAUGAAGGAAGCUUUCAAGAAACUCUUUGGCAAGAAAACAUCUCUUCUAUAG
This is a messenger RNA of Nannospalax galili (Upper Galilee mountains blind mole rat), 918 nucleotides long. Its product is annotated as putative gustatory receptor clone PTE38. The transcript is spliced from 2 exons. Gene Ontology annotation, cellular component: membrane. Gene Ontology annotation, molecular function: G protein-coupled receptor activity; olfactory receptor activity. The record is from RefSeq and is a predicted model, not a curated record. The coding region runs from base 4 to 918 and encodes 304 amino acids. NCBI's taxonomy places the organism in Eukaryota, Metazoa, Chordata, Mammalia, Rodentia, Spalacidae. Gene Ontology annotation, biological process: G protein-coupled receptor signaling pathway.